UCGCCAUAUCAGAGGUUCCCACCACCUCCCCAGGAACUCUCCCAAGAUUCCUUUAGCUCCCAGUCCAGCGCACCUCCUUCCAACCAACCCAUGCCUUCUAACAAGAGCAGUCAAGAAGAUAGCAUGCAGGGCAGACCAUCCAGUUUGCCGGAUCUGUCAGGCUCCAUCGACGACCUUCCCACUGGCACGGAGGGCGCCCUGAGCCCAGGAGUCAGCACCUCGGGAGUGUCCAGCAGCCAGGGGGAGCAAAGCAACCCCGCCCAGUCGCCUUUCUCGCCACACACGUCGCCCCACCUGCCGGGCAUUCGCGGGCCCUCGCCGUCACCCGUGGGCUCCCCCGCCAGCGUCACGCCCUCUCGCACCGGCCCUCUGUCCCCCGCCGCCGUGCCAGGAAAUCAGAUGCCUGCCCGGCCGCCCAGUGUCCAGUCAGACAGCAUCAUGCACUCUUCCAUGAACCAGUCGGCCAUGGGCCAAGACAGGGUGUACAUGCGUAACCCACAGAUGCCUCCUUACGGGUCCCCGGGACAACCUGGCUCUGCCUUAUCUCCACGCCAGUCUUCGGGGGGUCAGAUGCACAGUGGAAUGGGACCCUACCCCCAGAACAACUCUAUGGGAAACUACGGCCCUCAAGGGGGGCAGUAUGGCCCUCAAGGUUAUCCCAGGCCGCCCGGCUACUCAGGGAUGCCCAAUGCCAAUUACCCCAGCGGUCCUGGCAUGGGUGGCUCCAUGAACCCCAGCGGACCACCCUACGGAAAUAUGCCGCCCGGUGGCAGGGUGGGCCCCGGGCAGAUGGGCGCAAGGCCCUACGGUCCUGGAAUGGGCUCCAACAUGGGCAACAUGCCUCCUCAGGUGGUAUCUGGGAUGUGCCCACCUCCAGGAAUGAACAGGAAAGACGGCGGGCCCUCCAUGCACCACGGACCAUCCAACUCCAUACACAACAGACCACCUGGCUACCCCAUGUCUCAAAGCAUGAUGGGUUCAGCUUCUCCGUAUGGCCCGGGCAUGAACAGCAUGCAUGGUAUGAUGAACCAGGGAGGUCCAGGUCCUUAUCCCAUGGGGCCAAACAUGGGCAACAACACCCCCGGAAUGCCUCCAAGUUCCGAGUUUGGCAUGGACAAGAUGAACCAGGCCCAGAAAAUGAACAACAAAGUAGACGGGACUCCAAAAACCGAAUCCAAAAAGAAAUCAAGUUCUUCUACCAUCACCAACGAGAAGAUCACUCGUCUCUACGAGCUUGGCCCGGAGCCCGAAAGGAAGAUGUGGGUGGAUCGCUACCUGGCCUUCGCUGAGGAGAAAGCCAUGGGCAUGAACAACCUCCCCGCUGUUGGACGCAAGCCUCUCGACUUGUUCCGACUCUACGUAUCCGUCAAGGAGAUCGGAGGCCUCACCCAGGUUAACAAGAACAAGAAAUGGCGAGAGCUUGCCACCAAUCUCAACGUGGGCACGUCGAGCAGCGCAGCCAGCUCCCUCAAGAAGCAAUACAUCCAGUGUUUGUACGCCUUCGAGUGCAAGAUCGAGCGUGGCGAGGAGCCGCCCCCGGACUUUUUCAAUACGGACACCAAAAAGAACCAGCCUAAGAUCCAGCCACCCAGCCCUGCUGGGUCUGGAUCGCUCCAAGGACCGCAGACUCCUCAGUCUACCAGUAGUUCAAUGGCAGAAGGGGGAGAACUGAAGCCUCCCACCCCAGCCUCCACCCCUCACACGCAAAUGCCUCCCAUGCCUGGCGCCAGGAGUAGCGUCAAUCUUCAGGACCCCUUUGCUGACGGUGGCGACCCAGCAUUUUCCAGAAGGAACACCAUGACCCCCAACUCUCAGAACUACCAACCUGGAAUGGGCGGCCCCGAGAUGAUGGGUCGCAUGGGCCCCUAUGAAUCCAACAAGGACCCAUUUGGCGGCAUGAGGAAAGGUGAAUGGACUGGAGAACAGUUCAUGUCACCUGGUCCUAAUAGUGGGAUGGGAGAACAGUAUAACAGAGGCCCACCAGGACCAAUGGGAAGUCUGCCAAUGGGCCAGAGGCAACAAUAUCCCUAUGGAUAUGACCGCAGACACGACUCCUAUGCCAAUCAGUAUCCUGGUCAAGGAGCGCCACCUGGUGGUCCUUAUCCAAACCAACAACCAGGGAUGUAUCCACAGCAGCAACCGAACUACAAGCGUCCCGUGGACGGCGUAUACGGUCCCCCCGCCAAGCGCCACGAGGGGGAAAUGUACAACGUCCCUUAUAGCGGUCAGCAACCCCCGGGACCUCAAUCUUCUGGACCCCAGGGCCAGCAGGACAUGUAUAAUCAGUACAACGCCUACCCCGGGGGGGAGCGGAGACCUCCGGGUCCGCAGAACCAGUUCCCCUUCCCCUUUGGCCGGGACCGCGGCCCGUCAUCCGGCGGGCCCAAUUCCCAGUCGCCAAUGCCUCCUCAGAUGAUGGCGAACCCCAUGCCCUCGGGUCCCGACGGACCCCAGGGGCCCAUGUGGCAGGGCCGCAACGAGAUGGGCUACCCCAACUAUCACAACCGCCAGGGGCCCCCCGUACCCGGCCAGGCCCCCGGAUACCACGGCAUGAACCGCUCCGAGGAGAUGAUGUCGUCGGAUCAGCGCAUGAACCACGACGGCCCGUGGCCCGGCCACGUCAACCAGCGGCAACCGCCCUUCGGCCCUGGCGCUUCCGGUCCCCCCAUGACCAGGCCCCUGCCGUCGACUUAUCAGACUUCCCAGAACCAUAUUCCUCAGGGGUCCAGUCCGGCGCCCGUUCCCCGGCCCAUAGAGAGCAGGACAUCGCCCAGCAAGUCCCCUUACAUGCAUCCCGGCAUCAAGGUGCAGAAAGCCGGACCCCCGGUGCCCGCCUCUCACAUUGGACAGACGCCUGUGCAGCAACCGAUGAUGCGGCGAGAUCCAGGCUUUCCUCCUGGCUCUGUGGAAUGCUCCCAACCGCACCUCAAACCACGAAGACGGCUAACCAUGAAAGACAUCGGCACACCUGAAGCGUGGCGUGUGAUGAUGUCACUAAAGUCUGGAUUACUAGCGGAGAGUACCUGGGCCUUGGACACCAUCAACAUCUUACUCUAUGAUGACAAUAGCAUCACCACUUUUAACUUGUGCCAGCUGCCAGGAUUCCUGGAGUUGGUGGUGGAGUACUUCAGAAGGUGCCUGAUCGAGAUCUUCGGCAUCCUGAAAGAGUACGAAGUGGGCGACCCCGGCCAGCGAACCCUCCUCGACCCCAACGCCGCCGAAGACUCCGACGACGACACGCCGAUGCCCGAGGGAGAGGUCGUCGACACGGAUGACGAGGACGACGAAGACGAGGAGGAGAGAUCCCAGAGAGACGAGGACGAAGGCGAGGGAAAGCCGAGGGUCAAGGAACCUGCUACCUCAGGGUCUUCCCAGGACCCCAACGCGGAGAAGCCCAGGCAGGCGAGCAAGUUUGACAAGCUCCCCAUCAAGGUGGUGCGCAAGAAGAACCCCUUCCAGGCCAGCCGCGCGUCCCAGCCGGGCCAGCGGCAGAGUUUCGACAGCGGUCUGCUCCACUGGAGCGUGGGCGGCGGUGACAUCACCGAGCACAUCCAGACCCAUUUCGAGAGCCGCGUCAGCCGCCUCAAAGCCCGCAAGCGUUCGCCCAAGGAGACCCGACCGGGACGGGAGCUCCCGGGUUCCGAGGUCCCGGAGGUGCCUCCGGCCGGCGGCGCACCAGUCACCGCCACCAUCGACGACGUCCUGUCGGCGCGGCCCGGCUCGGUCACGGAGGAGGCGGUCCGGGGCGGCGCCGAGGAGCGGAAGGAGAACGGCAAGUACCUGUUCAGCAUCAACCCCGAGCAGCAGAGCCGCCGCAAGGUGAAGAUCUUAGAGGACGAGCCGCACAGCAAAGACGAGACGCCGCUGGGCACGCUGGCCGACUGGCAGGAUUCGCUGGCGCGGCGCUGCGUCUGCGUGUCCAACAUCGUGCGCAGCCUCUCGUUCGUACCCGGCAACGACCAGGAAAUGUCCAAGCACCCGGGUCUGCUCCUUCUCCUGGGCCGCCUUGUCCUGCUGCACCACCGGCACCCCGAACGCAAACAGGCGCCCGUCACCUACGAGAAGGAGGACGAAGAGGACGAGGGCGUGAGCUGCGAGCGCGACGAGUGGUGGUGGGAUUGUCUGGAGGUUCUGCGGGAGAAUUGCCUGGUGACUUUGGCCAACAUCUCGGGCCAGCUGGACCUGUCGAUGUACUCUGAGAGCAUUUGCCUGCCGCUUCUGGACGGCCUGCUCCACUGGGCCGUGUGCCCCUCGGCCGAGGCCCUGGACCCCUUUCCCGCCCUGGGCCCGCACGGCUCGCUGUCGCCGCAGAGACUGGUCCUGGAGACCCUGAGCAAGCUAAGCAUCCAGGACAACAACGUGGACCUGAUCCUGGCCACGCCGCCCUUCAGCCGCCUGGAGAAGCUCUACGGCGCCCUGGUGCGGCUGGUGGGCGAGCGCAAGGUGGCCGUGUGCCGCGAGAUGGCGGUGGUGCUGCUGGCCAACCUGGCGCACGGCGACAGCCUGGCGGCGCGCGCCAUCGCCGUGCAGAAGGGUAGCGUGGGAAACCUGCUGGGCUUCCUGGAGGACAGCCUGGCCGCCACGCAGUACCAGCAGAGUCAGAGCACGCUGCUGCAGAUGCAGGCGCACUUCGAGCCUACCAGCGUGGACAUGAUGCGCAGGGCGGCUCGGGCCCUGCACGCCCUCGCGCGUCUGGAGGACAACCACUCGGAGUUCACGCUGUACGAGUCGCGGCUGCUGGACGUGUCCGUGUCGCCGCUCAUGAACUCGGCCGUGUCGCAGGUCAUCUGCGACGUGCUCUUUCUCGUCGGCCAGUCGUGA
Nerophis lumbriciformis (worm pipefish) is the source of this 4821-nucleotide messenger RNA. The record is from RefSeq and is a predicted model, not a curated record. NCBI's taxonomy places the organism in Eukaryota, Metazoa, Chordata, Actinopteri, Syngnathiformes, Syngnathidae.